Anisakis simplex (herring worm) is the source of this 263-nucleotide messenger RNA. The record is from the annotation of a GenBank genome assembly. NCBI's taxonomy places the organism in Eukaryota, Metazoa, Nematoda, Chromadorea, Rhabditida, Anisakidae.
CAACGAGUCGUACACCGAGCAAAGGUGGUGGUUUAGUGGAUGAGAAAAGUCGUGUGGCAAUCGUGAAUCCAUUGCCGGAUGAGCUGAAACCAGCGAAAACGAAAGAGACUCAUACGAAGCGAAUCUCACCGAAAAGUAUUGGUCAAAACUUAGGAAGAGCAUUCCAAGGAGCCAGCGGUGAUAUGAUGAAAAGCGAAAAAGCGGCAAGUGAUUCUGGAGCUUCGGUGUCUGGAAGCACUGAGAUGUUCUCGAGUGAGUUUUAG